AUGACUGUGGAGAUAAGGAAUGGGACAACAGUUCCAGAGUUUGCCCUGGAGGGCUUUCCUGCUGUCCAGCACCUGGGGAAUGUCCUCUUCCUGGUGCACCUGGUGGCAUACUUGGCCUCCAUCACAGGAAACACACUCAUAAUCACCAUCACCUGGGCUGACCAUCGCCUCCAGACUCCUAUGUACUUCUUUCUCAGCAGUUUCUCCUUCUGUGAAUGCUGCUUCAUCACCACAGUUAUUCCUAAACUGCUGUCCAUCUUUCUUUUGGGACCUCAGACAAUUCACUUUACUUCUUGUCUUGCACAAGCGUUUUCUUUUUUAUUUCUUGGGUCAACGAUUUUCUUCCUCAUGGCUGUGAUGUCCUUGGAUCGAUACCAGGCCAUUUGCAAGCCUCUACGAUACCCAACCAUCAUGAGCUUGAGGGUUUGUUUCCUUCUGGUUGUCUUCUGCUAUACUUUGGCUUUCAUCUUCAUCACUGGUCUGGUUCUGAAGCUUUCCCGGUUAUCCUUUUGUGGCUCCAAUGUCAUCCCUCACUUCUUUUGUGACUUUGGCUCCUUAAUUCAUCUCUCCUGUUCUGACACCAGAUCUCUUGAAAUGCUGGCUUUUUGUCUCGCUAUGUUGAUCAUUUUUACAUCCUUCAUCAUCACCAUCAUUGCGUACGGCAACAUAGUAGUCACAAUUGUGCGUCUCCCGUCAGCCAAGGAGAGGCAGAAAGCUUUUUCCACUUGCUCCUCUCACCUCAUUGUCCUCUCUCUGAUGUAUGGCAGUUGUGUCUUUAUAUAUGUUAAACCAAAGCAAAGAAGCAGGUUGGACUCCAACAGAGAGGCUGCCCUUGUGAACACUGUGGUGACACCCCUGCUGAACCCUGUCAUCUAUACCCUGAGAAACAAGCAGGUGCACCAGGCUCUGAGGGAGGCUCUGUCCAGGCUGAAGUUGCAGAAAUAG
Messenger RNA from Castor canadensis (American beaver), 945 nucleotides. Its product is annotated as olfactory receptor 6C75-like. Gene Ontology annotation, biological process: G protein-coupled receptor signaling pathway. Gene Ontology annotation, molecular function: G protein-coupled receptor activity; olfactory receptor activity. NCBI's taxonomy places the organism in Eukaryota, Metazoa, Chordata, Mammalia, Rodentia, Castoridae. The record is from RefSeq and is a predicted model, not a curated record. Gene Ontology annotation, cellular component: membrane.